AUGCACAUUGCCCCUGAUCGAGCCUUAACUCCACUGAAUUUAAAUGGAGGCUUUCAAAUACCGUAUAGCAGUCAUUCAUUCAAAGAUGAUGAUAUUGAUGAUAACUCGAAUGGUAGCAAAAGCAGUGAUAAAUUCAAGUAUGCUACACAACUCGAUAAUAGCUUGGAUUUAAGUAGAGAUGAAUUGGUCUUUAAAGAAAGAAACGUUUCUGGAAGGGUAAAUCUGACAGACACACAAGGGAAACCUUACUCUUUUUUAUGUAAUACAGAUGCUAGUAUAUCGCAGAUACCAUUUAAACCGAAAACAAAAAUAAUCAGAGAAUUAAAUGUUCAAGGUAAAGGAUUAUUACAUUUGAAUCUAAACAAUUAUAGAGAUUUGGAAACUUUGAACUGCUCUUAUAAUUGUAUAGCCGAUCUCGAAUUCUUGAAUGAUGGCUAUCACCUUACACAAAUCAAUAUGUCUCAUAAUCAAGUUAGAAGCUUAACUACCUUAGAAAAUACUCCGCUGAGACAUUUAGACCUUUCAUAUAAUUUAAUAGAAGGUUGCAUUGACUUUCGUGAACUAAUGCAUGGAUCAAGAGAUAAAUUAGGAUGGGCUUCAUUAGAAUAUUUGUGUCUAACGGGCAAUAAAAUUAAAGAGUUAAAAAAUAUACACUUGUUAACCAAUCUACGUGUAUUAUUGGUAGACAAUAACAACUUAGAGAAGGUAGACAACCUGCAUUUAUUACGUUACUUGGAAACUGUAAGUUUAAUGAAGAAUUUCAACUUACCUCAUUUAGAAUUAAAAUGCCUUCCUUUAAUGCAGUUAAAAGAGCUACACAUUGAUGCAUGCAAAUGCUUAAGAGAAUGGAAAAUAUGUCCGCCACAUAUUGAGGUUUUUGAGAUAUGUAAUGGUGCAAUUUGUGAUAUUCCAAAAUGGGAAUAUUUUCCUCCAAAUUUAAAAAUACUAAAAAUUUCAAAUAUUAGUGGACUACGGGAAUUGCCAUCAAAUUUAUAUCAAAUUAUCCCUACAGUUCAACGUCUGGAUCUUACAGAUAAUGACUUACAUGAUUUAAAAAAUAUUCUUCGCGCUAUACCUACAACUCAAUUGAAAUACAUCAAUCUUUGUAGAAACCCAGUAACGAAACAAUUGAGUCGAAGAACUGCCCAAAAUUAUGAGCAUGUUUUUCGAAUUGCCUGCCAGAUAAUAGAAAAUGUUCAUUUAGUUGAUUAA
Nakaseomyces glabratus is the source of this 1212-nucleotide messenger RNA. RefSeq names its product NUD1 (gene NUD1). The record is from RefSeq and is a predicted model, not a curated record. NCBI's taxonomy places the organism in Eukaryota, Fungi, Ascomycota, Saccharomycetes, Saccharomycetales, Saccharomycetaceae. Gene Ontology annotation, molecular function: protein binding.